UUCUCUCUCUUCAACCCCUCAAACAUCAAAACCCCGUCUUUCCCUCUCCUAACUACGGCGGCAGACAAAUAUUUCAACACAAAAACUUAAAAAUGGCUCUUUCCGGUAACACCAUUCUCCCUACCAAAACCACCUUCUUACCCUCCACCACCACCGCAAAACCCACCACUUUCUCUCUCCUCCCUCUCAAACCCCGCCACAUCUCCGCCGUCCAAUCCUCCGACAAAAACCACCCCAUUACCUCCUCCAAACCCACCAUCCCUUCCGCCGCCGCUGCCUCCACCACCGCUAUCUCAUCCAUUGCUAAAAAGUCGUCGUCUGAACAACAAUGGACCCUCGAAAGCUGGAGGUCAAAAAAGGCAUUACAGUUACCUGAAUACCCAGAUCAGAAAGAACUCGAUGCUGUUCUCAAAACUAUUGAGGAUUUCCCCCCGAUCGUCUUCGCCGGAGAAGCUCGUAUUCUCGAAGAGCGUCUCACUGACGCCGCCCUCGGCAAUGCCUUCGUCCUCAUGGGCGGCGAUUGCGCCGAGAGUUUCAAAGAGUUCAAUGCUAACAAUAUUCGUGACACCUUCCGUGUUCUUCUCCAGAUGGGCGCCGUCCUAAUGUACGGUGGCCAAAUGCCCGUCGUCAAGGUGGGGAGAAUGGCGGGGCAAUUUGCGAAGCCCAGAUCAGACGGGUUCGAGGUUAGGGAUGGAGUUAAGCUACCGAGUUACAGAGGGGAUAACAUUAAUGGCGAUGCAUUCGAUGAGAAAUCAAGGAUUCCUGAUCCACAGAGGAUGAUUAGGGCGUACUGUCAAUCAGCUGCUACUCUUAAUUUGUUGAGGGCUUUUGCUACUGGUGGUUAUGCUGCUAUGCAAAGGGUUGUUCAAUGGAAUUUGGGUUUUGCUGAGCGCAGUGAGCAGGCUGAUAAGUACCAAGAAUUAGCUCACAGAGUUGAUGAGGCCCUUGGAUUCAUGGCUGCUGCUGGUCUGACACUUGACCAUCCCCUGAUGCAAUCUACUGAAUUCUGGACUUCCCAUGAGUGUUUGUUGUUGCCUUAUGAACAAUCUCUAACAAGGAAAGAUUCAACUUCCGGGCGCUACUACGACUGCUCAGCUCACAUGGUUUGGGUUGGAGAACGUACUAGGCAGCUUGAUGGUGCUCAUAUUGAGUUCCUCAGAGGAAUUGCCAACCCCCUCGGAAUUAAGGUGAGCGACAAGAUGGAUCCUAACGAGCUCAUCAAGCUCAUUGAUAUCUUGAAUGCUGAGAACAAGCCUGGAAGAAUCACUAUAAUCACUAGAAUGGGAGCUGAGAACAUGAGAGUGAAGCUACCUCAUUUGAUUAGAGCUGUCCGUAGAGCAGGUCAAAUCGUGACUUGGGUCAGUGAUCCUAUGCACGGAAACACCAUUAAAGCUCCAUGCGGUCUUAAAACUAGGCCUUUCGAUGCUAUUCGGUCUGAAGUGAAAGCCUUCUUUGACGUCCACGAGCAAGAAGGAAGCUACCCAGGUGGAGUUCACCUAGAAAUGACAGGACAAAACGUCACCGAAUGCAUCGGUGGAGGCCAAACCGUGACCUUCGACGAUCUAAGCUCACGUUACCACACACACUGCGACCCGAGGCUAAACGCCUCACAAGCUCUAGAGCUUGCUUUCAUCAUUGCAGACCGUCUUAGGAAUAGGAGGAUGAAGUCUCAAGCCUCUCUUACAUCCUAAACGAAGCCCCGUUUAUUUAUUUAUUUUUCUUUUUUGUUCUUUUUGGUGUGUCUUUUAGUUAUUGUACGAGUAUCUGUAACAAUACGUGUUUAUGUAACCGGAUUCUUUUAGAAAUGUAUGUUGUGUAUUGUAUGUGUAUACCGGGGGAAUACGAAAAAAAUUGAGUAUUCUGGUGUUUGAGAGACCAUGACAUUGAAUAAAAAUGUGACUACAGUUUCUAAACAAA
Molecule: messenger RNA, 1917 nt
Organism: Spinacia oleracea (spinach)
Lineage: Eukaryota; Viridiplantae; Streptophyta; Magnoliopsida; Caryophyllales; Amaranthaceae
Product: phospho-2-dehydro-3-deoxyheptonate aldolase 1, chloroplastic
Exons: 5
Coding region: 93-1691 (532 amino acids)
Biological process (GO): aromatic amino acid biosynthetic process
Molecular function (GO): 3-deoxy-7-phosphoheptulonate synthase activity
Source: RefSeq, a predicted model, not a curated record